GCUAAGCUAAUCAUCUCCGGGGAGACAAUAUGGAAAACCAAUCGGUCGAACCACAGGGCGCCGGACCCAAUCAAAAUGAACCGCCAAAAGACCCUUAUCACAUUACAUACAUGAUCCACUUUCUACUUGGUGCGGGAUAUCUGGUUCCAUGGAAUUCCUUCAUCACAGCCGUUGAUUACUUUGAAGACCUUUAUCCAUCAAAACACAUUAGCAAGGUGUUUUCGGUUGCAUAUAUGGUGGCUGCUAUGACUGUUCUUCUAAUCUUGACAUGUUGGUCUAGCAAGAUGAAGUUGCCCGGGUUAAAAAAGAGGAUGAAUUUGGGCUAUGGUUUGUUUGUAUUGGCACUAAUGGUUGCACCGGUGACUGAUUGGGUCGAUCAAACGAGCGGGUUCAUUAGACAAGGCUCCAAUGUGGCAUUUGUGGUUCUUGUUUUGAUGGUUGCGGUUACUGGCUUUGCUGAAGGGCUAACUGGUGGAAGCUUGAUUGGUGCUACUGGAAAAUUGCCUGAUCGGUAUAUGCAGGCUGUUGUGGCUGGCAAUGCUUCUGCAGGGGUUUUGGUAUGCAUGUUGAGGAUCAUAACCAAGGCUUCACUUCCUCACUCAAGAAAAGGCCUUCGAACAAGCACACACAUCUACUUCUUCACAAGCACCCUCAUCGAACUCCUUUGCGUCCUGUUCUUCAACCUUAUUCACAAAUUACCAACAAUUCGACAUUACACCACUAAAACUGCUCACACAAACAACAACUUUAGUACCACAUUCAAACCUAAAAAAACUGGUCAUGUCUUGAAGAAUCUGAAAUGGCUAGCAACCUCGAUGGUCGUAAUCUACAUAGUGACCCUAUCGAUAUUCCCUGGUUAUCUAAGCGAGAAUGUCAAAUCAUCACAUUUUGGGGAUUGGUAUCCUGUGUUCUUGAUAACAGCUUUCAAUAUUGGUGACUUUUCGGGCAAGUGUUUGACAGCGGUUUAUGUGGUUAAAAAGAGUAGAUGGGUGGUAUGGGCGUGUAUUGCAAGGUUGUUGUUUUAUCCCCUUUUCAUGGGUUGCGUUUUUGGACCCAAGUGGUUGCGAAGUGAGGUUCCAGUGUCACUUUUGACGCUGUUGUUGGGAGUUAGCAAUGGGUAUUUAACUAGCGUGCUGAUGAUUGUGGCCCCUAAAUCUGUCUCAGUCGAGGAAUCAAACAUUGCUGGAAUUGUAAUGAGUUUGUUUUUGGCAAUUGGGUUGGUGAUUGGUUCUGCUCUGGGUUGGUUGUGGAACAUAAAAACAUAGAAAUAUUAUGUUACAUGUUGAGAAAUGUAUCAAGUUCGUGCCGAACCAGUCAUAUAUA
Erigeron canadensis is the source of this 1323-nucleotide messenger RNA. Its product is annotated as equilibrative nucleotide transporter 8-like. The record is from RefSeq and is a predicted model, not a curated record. The transcript has 2 exons. Gene Ontology annotation, biological process: nucleoside transmembrane transport. NCBI's taxonomy places the organism in Eukaryota, Viridiplantae, Streptophyta, Magnoliopsida, Asterales, Asteraceae. Gene Ontology annotation, molecular function: nucleoside transmembrane transporter activity. Gene Ontology annotation, cellular component: plasma membrane. Bases 30 to 1265 code for a protein of 411 amino acids.